This is a messenger RNA of Rhagoletis zephyria (snowberry fruit fly), 7083 nucleotides long. RefSeq lists its product as uncharacterized. The record is from RefSeq and is a predicted model, not a curated record. Lineage: Eukaryota; Metazoa; Arthropoda; Insecta; Diptera; Tephritidae.
AAAAGGUAAAGUUUAAUUAUGUGAAAUGUAUAAUAUAAAAUUAUAUGUGUUCAUACGUACAUACAUAUUAUUAGAUCUGAAGGAAAAAAAUAGUGUACAUAAGAAGAAUUUGCUUAAGUGAGAAUAACGAGAACCGGUAUCGGUACAUAGCAACCCGUUAAUAAUUACUAAAAUUGUGAGAAAAUCUCAUGCGAGGUAAGACACGGUAGUGAAAUGUUAUGACUAGAGAAAAAAAAAACUAAUUAAGAUAUUCAAUUUGCCCGAAAGCCGAUUUUGUUUAGUGUGUCAACCUCAAAACCAGUUAUAAAAUCCCAGUUUUGAGCAAAAAAGAAGAAAUACGUAAAAGGAUUUUUUUGUGUAGAUUAUAUUGUUGCCGCCGUUCCUAGUGGGUACCCAAUACGUAAGAUUUACUAGUGGGUACAUAGACAUAAGCGGUAUAUUUCCAAACACAUUAAUGUAUGUAUUUUUCUAACUAUUGUACACAAGACACUUGCAGUGGCGUGAUAAAAUAAUAUAAAGGCAAUAACGUUCGUUACGGGACAGUUCGUCUGCAUACGCCAAAAGAAACAAAUGUUUUUAAAGUAGUAUAAAGUCAUCUUCGAAGAAAGAAUAAAAUUAAUUACUACUGAAAAAAGUUGUUUGAAUUAAAGGCAAGCUCGUGAAGUAACAAAUUCUUUAAAAACAUUUUCCUCUACCGCGGUACGCGUAUUCAUUACAUAUUUAAAUUUUUUAUAUAAAGAACUCCAAAUGGAAAGUCAAGGAGACUUAUGCGGUGAAUUCAAUUGCCACAAGUGCAACGAAAAGGAUAACAGCCGUAUGGUACAAUGUGACCAGUGCGACAAGUGGUACCAUUUCACCUGUGUCGGGGUUAACAGCGGAAUAGAAGACGAGAGCUGGAAUUGCGCCAAAUGCAAUCCGCAAACUUCCAACGCAACUACGAGUGCUGCAGCUCCCCCGAACAAAGCACGCAGCGAAAUAGUACGAAUACCUAGUUCACAUUUAUUGCAAUCAACAUCCUCACCUACACAGGAAGCACCGCCUUUAAAUCCAUGGAGCACAGCUGACGGUUACACUGGGACAGCUACACAUACGAGUGGUCCCAAUCAAUUGGUUACCACUCCGCUGCACCUCCCGGCAUCAGCUUCCGCAGCCAAUUUGCCAGUACCCCCGCGCUUUGUGACAGCACCACUAACUGCAGGACAUCCAAACUACGUGACAACACCUGCGCAAAUAGCAGCACGACAAGCCAUUCCAAAGGAGCUUCCGCAUUUCCAUGGCCACCCGGAGGAAUGGGCCCUGUUCAUUAGUAGCCUUGAAACCAGCACGGAGAUCGCGGGCUAUGCAAAUGCUGAGAAUCUAAUGCGUCUACAAGCCUGUUUAAAAGGUAAAGCCAGAGAGAUGGUUCAAAGCAAACUAUUGUUGCCGGCAAUGGUCCCGGAAAUCAUUCAAACUUUGCGCAUGUGCUUCGGCAGGCCAGAGCUAAUAAUUGAGAAUUUGAUCGAAAAGGUGAAAAGGGUUCCACCUAUAAAAGAGACUAGAUGGCCUCAUAGACUUUGCGCUCUGCGUGCGCAACGUGUACUCCACGAUGGAAUCCUGCCGCAUGGGGGCUUAUAUGAAUAACCCUACUCUAGUGAAAGAUUUGCUGGACAAGUUGACAAACAACCACAAGCUUGCUUGUGCUAUGCAUCCGAAAGGACAACACGAGCCAAUAGUAAAAAUAUUUAGUGACUGGCUCUAAGCACUUGCUGAAGCAGCGAGUCAAGUAGUCGGAUACACUACUCCGAAAAGAGGCGGGAUUAUCAACACGCACAUGCAAACACCCAACGCACAACGAGAUGUCACCUGUAGCCACUGUAAAGCUGGUGGACCGAGUGGCACAGCGCCAGGACUUUAGAAAGCUGAGUUCAACUUGCAGAUGGGAUGUUGUCCGCGCGUUAAAGUUAUGUCGCCAAUGCCUUAACGCUCACCGACGCAUAUGCUUCGUAGCCAGGACCUGCGGAGUGGAAGGUUGUAAAGCCAAACAUCACCCGCUCCUGCACGAAAUUACGGCCCUGAACUCACAAAACAGCCAUGACUACCCUAGCGUGACAGCCAGCGGAAGUGUUAACUCACACAACGACACCAGACGAAAGUCUUCUCCCUACUUUCGCAUCUUGCCGGUUCGUAUAUAUGGAAAUGGAAACUAUAUUGAUACAUUUGCCUUUUUAGACGAAGGUUCAUCAGUAACCCUCAUCGAAGAAAAAAUCUUCAAGCAACUAAACCUGACAGGUGUUCCCGAACCAUUAUGCCUUCGCUGGACUAGCGACAAUACCCGUAAUGAAGAUGCAUCUGUGAGAACUUCGUUCACGAUCAGUGGCACACAGCAUAACAAAGCGUUUAACAUUACUGGGGUGCACACCGUGAGCCAUCUCGGUCUGCCAAGGCAAACUGUUGACAUGGCGAAAAUUACCAAGGAUUACCCAUAUAUGACCGGCCUAUCAAUACAAUCAUACGUUAACGCGAAGCCGACAUUGCUUAUUGGCUCCGACAAUUGGCAAGUGGCCGUACCGCUUAAGAUUCGAGAAGGUAGUUGGUGCCAACCGAUAGCAACGAAGACUAGAUUGGGUUGGGCUAUACAAGGUCGUUGUAACGGUUCAUCGUCGAACGCGCGCCUAAACGUACAUACAUGCGCGUGCAAAGCCGAAAAUGAAAGACUGCACGAAAUGGUUAAGGAGAAUUUCCAAUUAGAUGACCCCAAACCAACGAUGCUGCGCUCACCCGAUGACCAAGGGCAGUAGCCAUACUUGAAUCGACGUGCAGAAAAGUUAACAACAGGUACGAGGUUGGACUACUAUGGCGACACGAGGAAAUCAGAUUGCCCGACAGCUACGAAAUGGCUUACAAACGCCUCGUGUGCCUCAAUAACAAAUUUCGUAAGGAUCCGUCACUAAAGGUAGCUAUUCAGAAGCAGAUCGACAACCUUUUAACUAGGGGCUACGCAAAGAAGUUGAGCACAGCUGAGCUAGUAGCACAUAAAGGACGCGUGUGGUAUAUGCCAAUAUUAAACCUGGGAAAGUGCGCCUAGUCUGGGACGCUGCAGCUAAAAGUAAAGGCAUAGCGCUCAACGACACCGUUCUAGGCGGGCCCGAUUUUUUGAUCCCUUUAGUCGACAUCUUAUUGGAAUUUCGCAUCGGAAAGGUGGCCUUGGUUGGACAAGGAGGACGACAUUAGCCAACCAAGCGUCUACGUCAUGCGCGCCCUCACGUUCGGUAUUAGCUGCGCUCCGUGCAUCGCACACUAUGUGCGCGACAGAAAUGCGCGAACACUUUCGUUCAACAAUAUCCAGAAGCCGUCGAUGCUAUAAAACGUUACCAUUACAUUGACGACUUUAUCUACAGUGGGGAUAGCGAACAGGCUGUCAUAGAACUAGCAAAAACGGUGAAACAUAUACACGCCUCAGCCGGAUUUCAUAUUCGCAACUGGGCAUCAAACUCAGCAGCGGUCUUAAAACAUAUGGAAGGCAGUUGUAAUAGGGCUCAGGAACCAUUGCAGUUGAAUUCGAACGAAAAGAUUCUAGGAUUCUAUUCAAAUACGCGUUCAGGUUCACAAGACUAAGGCGAAACGUUGUAACAAGUGACACUACACCAAUCAAGCGCGAAAUCCUUCAGGUCUUAAUGUCAAUUUUCGACACUCUUGGUCUUUUAUCUCACUAUACAAUAACACUAAAAAUGUUACUCCAAGAAAUAUGGCGCUCAGACAUUGACUUGGACGAGGAGAUCGACGCCGCAAUGGAGUCAAAAUGGUGCCAGUGGAAGACCGCCCUAUCAGCCAUGACCAAAGUUGAAAUACCCAGACCCUACUCAUCUUAUCUCCUGCACGAAACUGUUCAACUGCAUACCUUCGCAGACGCCGGCGAAUUCGGCUACGCAGCGGUAUGCUACCUGCGCGUCAAGAGUGGCUCCCAUAUCGACGUUUCUAUUGUAGCCGCUAAAUCAAAGGUAGCACCUCUGAACCCGGUAUCAAUCCCCCGCCUGGACCUUCAAGCAGCAGUACUGGGCGCGAGACUGGCUUUAAAGAUAUAAGGCAUACCACGGCUACAAAUAAAAAAGAAAAUAUUCUGGACAGAUUGAACAACGGUACUGAAAUGGUUUGGUAUUGAUCCCCGACAAUUCCGCUAAUUCGUAAUGUUUCGAGUUGCUGACAUCUUAGAGCGAACGAAUUUGAACCAAUGGAAAUGGGUACCAUCGCUUUUAAACCCUUCGGACCUGGCAACUAAGGUUGACUCUAAAAUUGACACAAGCCUUUGGUUUAAUGGACCAACAUUCUUGCAAUACGAUGAAUGCAAGUGGCCCUACCGCGACGACUUGGGAUCAGUCGACAACAGCGAAGUAAAAAAUCACUUACUACAUAUCAGGAAGUUGGAACAGAAGAAACUCACUAUCAACUUCGAGUAUUUUUCAAACUGGAGAAGGCUGUAUCGUGCGCUGGCUAGAUUCAUUCUUUAUAUAGGGAAAGUCAAAGCAAAGUCUCGAUCACGGGAGCUGCCCAACAUGGUCACGUUUGAAAUGGUUAAAGCAGCAAAAACGGCACUAAUAAUUCAGGCGCAGCUUAGCGAGUACGGAAACGAUCUACUUAACCUAAAAAGCGGUAAGAGUCUUGAAAAAAGCAGUAAAUUAAAAGCGCUUGAUGUAUAUGUAGAUGAGUUUGAUGUCGUACGUGUUCGAGGUCGGGCCGAAUUCCUCGCAGCUCGCAAUGCUGUGGUUCUGCCGGGUAAACACCACAUCGCCUACCUUAUAGUUAAAGACGCCCACGAAAGGUAUCAGCACAUAUCACAUGAAACUGCAAUAAAUGAAUUAGGAGGGGGAUUCCACAUACCGCGGCUCCGUGUCCUGUAUCGUAUGGUACGUCGAAUGUGUCAAACUUGCAAAAAUAAAUUUGCGACACCUCGUCCUCCAAAAAUGGCUCCCUUACCUACCGCUAGACUCGCAAGCUUCGAACGACCGUUUAGAUACUUUGGUAUCGACUAUUUUAGCCCAAUAUUCGUCGUUGUUGGUAGACAUCGAGAAAAACGUUGGGGCGUAAUCUUCACGUGCCUCACGGUUAGAGCUAUCCACGUAGAGAUCGCCUACAGCCUUGACACAAGCUCCUGCGUCUUAUGCUUACGUCAUUUUAUUUCACUACGCGGAGUACCGCGAGAAAUCUACACCGAUAACGGUACGAACUUCAAAGCGACCAGCAAUAUCUUGCGUAUCGAAGCAAAGCAAGUAGACUACGCAACUAUGCAGACAAAAUUUGACAAUAUCAAGUGGAACUUCAACCCACCGGCGGCGCUUCAUAUGAGCGGGGCGUGGGAACGUCUUAUAAGGUCGAUCAAGACCGUGUUAAAUGAAAUGCAUCCCGAGCAUAACUUUAAUGAUGAAACCCCUCGUAGCGCUCUCUUAGAAGUCGAGUUUAUGAUCAAUUCAAGACCGCCUACUUUCGUUACCAUAGACGGGUGCGACGAUGAAGCGCUCACGCCGAACCACAUUUUAUUGGGCUCAUCCUCCGGCUACAAACCAAUCGUAAGCGGCGGAGACCUGUGCCAACGCUAUCGUCAAACGCAACUGUAUGUGAAUAGGUUCUGGCAGAGAUGGGGAAAGAGUAUCGACCGAUCCUAACGCGGAGAGCCAAGUGGUUCGAAAAGCAACCCCCUUUAAAGGUUGGCGACGUAGUGGUAAUUGUCGACGAGUCUAUGGCAAGGAACUGUUGGCCGAAGGGCAUCAUAGUGGACGUCGUCACAGCAAAGGAUGGCCAGGUGAGGCGCGCAACCAUGAAAACAGCACGCGGAAUUCUGGAUCGACCUGCCAUAAAACUAGCUGUGCUGGACGUCGGCAAUCCGAAGAAGUAUGCUCGGAGGACUCGCUUACGAGGGAGGGAAUGUUGCCGCCGUUCCUAGUGGGUACCCAAUAUGUAAGAUUUCCUAGUGGGUACAUAGACAUAAGCGGUAUAUUUCCAAACACAUUAAUGUAUGUAUUUUUCUAACUAUUGUACACAAGACACUUGCUGUAAAUAUAGUAGCGUGAUAAAAUAAUAUAAAGGCAAUAACGAUCGUUACGGGACAGUUCGUCUGCAUACGCCAAAAGAAACAAAUGUUUUUAAAGUAGUAUAAAGUCAUCUUCGAAGAAAGAAUAAAAUUAAUUACUACUGAAAAAAGUUGUUUUAAUUAAAGGCGAGCUCGUGAAGUAACACAUAUUAAUCUUUCGACUGUGCUCUUCUGUUAUUGUCAACAUUAACAGCCAUAUGAACCGCAACAUAAAUACGGAUGCUAACAGCAAAAUAAGCUGCAUCGUCUGCAACUCUAGCAACAUUUCUAGCCGCUUUGUAUCUACCAACACUAUGAAAGAUCUUUCAUCGUGGAAGCAACGCAACACUUUUCACAUUCAUGUGUAACACCAAGCAGUGGGAUAACCUGGCGCUCGAAUGAACGAUGUAUAUUGGAAAAACCCCACUCAAAUCGCAAAAAAAAAGAAUUGUUGCACUUUUCAUUAUGUAAGUUUUAAUUUGUAUUUUUUCGCCCGUGCCUUUCAUUUUCAUGGUGUUAAUAUAUUAUUCAGUUUUUCCGCGUUCAGUAUUUGAGUAUUAGCAAUGGAUGAUGAAAAGCUUAUUGAGUCUGUCCGGAGCUGUCCCUGUUUGUACGAUAAAAGUCAUACAGACUUCAAGAACCCGGAGAAAAAAAGACGAGCUUGGCUGGAAGUUGCCAACAGUUUGGAAGUUAAUGGUAAACGUAAAUUAGUUGAGCGUUAUUACUUAUAAGAUGUUUUUAUAUUCUUAAUAGAAUCCAUUGUCAUGAAGCGGUGGGGAAAUUUGAGAGAGCGCUUCAGCAAGGAAAUUAGAAACUCCUCCUCAGGAAGUGGCGCGCUUUUGGGAAGGCAGUGAGUGCUAUUAGACAGCCUGCAGUUUCUAAGAAGUCAUAUUAUUCCUAAACCAAUGCGACAAAGUGCGCCAUCAUUGCAAACAAAUGAUGUAAGUGGCGAAAUUUUAGACAUACUUUGCGAUUCCGCCUUGCUUGCGCAGUCACCUCAAAUUUCCCCUGCGCAGUCACCUCCUAAGUCAACUUCAAUUCCA